UAGUCAUUGUUUGUCUUUAGAAUACAUAAAAGGAACAAAGGAAGUUAAGUGAACUGAUAGAAUCACCCGUCACUACGCUUGUAGAUGAAGCUAUAUUUGUUGGACAUCCUGCUGGACUCAUUUGCAGGAUCUGAGUUAUUUGAAACUUUUUUGAAAGCCUCCAAUGCAGUUAUUAAAACCUUACUUCCAAGAACAGACUAACUUUGCAGAUGCUGCUGAACAUCUCAGAUUAUUCAUUUGAAACCGAAACAAAAUCUCUGUGGUGUUUCGUACUUUAAUGGUAAAAACUGAUUUGGACAAUUGAAUUCUAAGGUAAGCUAUUUUGAUUGUGCUUGUCAAUUUAUUGCUUGCUGCAAAGACCUCAAUCUUCUAACUGUAUCAAAUUCCAAAAUGAAUACACCACCUAGGAAGAACUCCAAAACUUUGGUACAUUCUCUGGCCAAGGUGUUUGACUCUAACCCCAUUCAGAGCCAAGGACCACCAGUGAUAAUGGGAUCCUUCAGAAAAUGUUCAGAGAGCAGUCGAACCAUAUCUGUGGAUAGUUUCAGCGCAAUGGAUAUUAAACUGGAGUCUUUAAGUCAAACUGUUGAUAAAAUACUAGGUGUGCAAGAAAAUGUUGUUCAGAAGCUGAAUGGCAUAUCUCAAGAUGUAGUAAGGAUUGGAAAAGACAUUGAAAUGUUGAAGGCUGACAAAGAAAGAAAGAAACAAAGCACCAUCUGUCAAGGAGAAGAAAAUAAAACUGCAAGCACUUCUGGGGAAAUUUCUGACUUGCUGUCAACACUGAAUCAGAAUUCAAAGGAACAAAAUACAAAAAUUGAUGGAAUUGAAAAUGUUCUUUUUGGAAUGCAGCAAGUUAUUAACUAUUUAGGAGAGACAUUUAAAAAUUCAAGAAUAGCAGAAUUUAUUCUCAAAGGCCAAGUAACUUCAAAGCAACGAAGUACUGUGGGCAGUGAUGGGCAGAAGAUUUCUAAGAAGAGAAUUACCUCAGAAAAAGUAGUGCUAAGAAGGAAAAAAGUAAAGGUGAAGGAUCACAGAGCCAAUGAGGUGAAAGGAAAGCAAGCUAUAAAUGCUAAAGAAGUAAAGUCAUCUCCGAAAAACAAAUGCCCAGAAUUCACAGUAGAGAAACUUCAGAAGAGUCUCCAUACUUUUGGUGAUUCAAAAGUCCAGAACUUAAAUAAAGAAAAUGCUCACAGCUCCUUUGAAGCUCAGCAUGAGGUGAAAGAUCUGGCAGAACAGAACAAUGUAACUAAAUUAAAAGGAAACACAUCGAAGGAAGAUGCUGGAGACUUUGAACUCCAGUCUAGUAGGCUGGCAGAGGGCAUUCCCACAGCCGUUACUCCAGAGUUUCCUGAUGCCACUUUGGACAUUUACGCCAGUGAUGAAACCAAAUGUGAAGAUCCUGUUGCAGAAGAACAAUUUGAAUUAAAGGUUGUAGAAACCUCUGACACUAUAUUGAACCAGUCGAGUAGCGACAGGCAAAAUGAUGGCAGGACAGAAAGGAACAAUGAAAUGCAUGAGAAAAUAAAAAAUGUUGAAAUACAGGGAAAAAUACAAGCAGAGAAGGAUAGUAAUGAAUAUCAUGUAAAAGAGUUAAUGAAAGAAGCAGUGCCCACAGGAGGAGAGGACUAUCUAAUAGAGAAGGAGAAUGAGGAAACAGGAAAAACACAUUUAAAAGCUGAAGAAACAAAUGAUGCAGAAAAGGACACAGGAUUUGAAAGCACUGACUCAGCUAUGACAAUCACUAAGGAAUCCAAAGAAAAAAGUUGCGCAGAAGAAUCGGGCAUUGAUCAGCAACCAGUUCUACUUCACAGAUGUGGAGAGAACGAAAGAGAAGCCAGUUCUUUGCUACCAGCAGCAGCAGAACCUGAAGGAGAAAUAUCUGAUAAUAUUGAACAACAGAAAGACAAGGAUCUGAGCACUUCCAGUAAAAAGGGAACCAGGGAAGACCUGGUGAAAGAUGACAGCAAAAAGAGCAGAGUAGAGAAAAAAGUCUGCAGCCAGGAGAGCACAUCAGAGCCUACCCUAAGUCAAGAUACAACAACGUCCGCUGCCAAACAGCAAGGAAAUAAUCUGGUGGUACAAAAAACUGAAGAGAGGGGCCACAUCGUGAUUGAUGAUGGCCCUGCUCCACCAGCUCCAUUUGAACAUCGGAUUGUCUCAACCAAUGCAGCGCAGAUCAGCAAUUACUAUACAAUACAGAAAUCUGAAGUCCUUGGAGGGGGACGAUUUGGACAAGUACACAAAUGCAUUGAAAAGGCUACAGGCCUCACCUUGGCAGCCAAGAUUAUUAAAACUAGAGCAGCUAAGCAGAAGGAGGAAGUUAAGAAUGAGAUCCAAGUCAUGAAUCAACUGAAUCAUACAAAUCUCAUCCAGCUGUAUGAUGCUUUUGAAACAAAGAAUGAUAUCAUUCUGAUCAUGGAAUAUAUUGAAGGUGGCGAACUAUUUGACAGGAUCAUAGAUGAAAACUACAAUUUAACCGAAAUGGACACAAUCUUAUUUGUAAAGCAGAUUUGUGAAGGACUUCAAUAUAUGCAUCAGAUGUACAUCCUUCACCUGGACCUGAAGCCUGAGAACAUUUUGUGUGUUAACCGGGAAGCUAAUCAAGUAAAGAUAAUCGACUUUGGCUUGGCAAGAAGAUACAAACCAAGAGAAAAACUAAAAAUAAACUUUGGAACUCCAGAAUUUCUUGCACCUGAAGUUGUGAAUUAUGACUUUGUAUCAUUUCCUACCGAUAUGUGGAGUCUUGGAGUAAUUGCCUAUAUGUUACUCAGUGGACUCUCUCCAUUCCUCGGGGAAGAUGACAAUGAAACCCUAAAUAACAUUAUUGUCUGUAAGUGGGACUUGGAUGAUGAAGAAUUUGAAAAUGUUUCUGAAGAUGCCAAAGAAUUCAUAUCAAAACUCCUCAUCAAAGAAAAGGGCGCAAGAAUAAGUGCUGCUCAGUGUCUAAAACAACCCUGGCUAAAUAACAUUGCAGAGAAAGCUAAACAAUGUAAGGUUCGUCUCAAGUCCCAGAUCCUUCUUCAGAAAUACAUGGUGCGACGGCUGUGGAAGAAGAAUUACUAUGCAGUAACUGCUGCAAAUCGAUUGAAGAAACUCAGUGAUUCUGGGGCUUUGGGCCCUGCUGAAGUAUGAGCUGCCACUGACUGGACCUACUGCACCUUCCCUUUUCAGUCAGGACAUCACCCACUGGAUUUGCCUCAACCUUGUUGAACCACAUUUAGUUAUCCUUUCAGUAGAGCAGUUUAGAUUUAGAAGUAUGUGUUUGGGUAAAAGUAAUAUGAUUCAUGAAAACUUAUGGGCAUCAUUUUGAUUUAUUCAUUCUUAUACCACAAGAGUGGCAGUAUGGUUUGAUUGUAGUUAUUUUAGUAAAACUCAUUAUAUUAAUUUUGCUGCAAUUUUUAUGCAAUUAAGCUUUGAUUUGUUAAUGAUGUGUAAUUAUCAUUUUAAUGCAUCCCAAAACUAAGUGCUAGGGACAGCAAAUACCCCCAACACUGCUAGUUUUCAUAUCCUUUGCAAUGAAAUGCCAGGUUGGAGAAACUGAAUUAAAUAAGGUAAUUCAGAUCUUUUAAUGUUUUUGUCUUAAAUCGCUGCAGAUCUAAAACAAAACUUCAGUCAAAAGAAUGUAAGGGAAGUUUUUUUUAAGUAUAUUUUCAAAGGUCUAAUUGGUUCUGAUCUGGCACAGAACGUCUGCCUCUACUUGAACCUAAUAACACUGGUGUACUGCCACCCUCUUGUGGCAUCUCUUUAGUUUCACCUUUUACAGAUUUACAGUUCCUUGAACUGGACAUUUUACAAAUGCCUGGGUGCUCAAGCUCUUUACCAGAGAGUUGAAUGGAACAUUGUGAUUUUUAAAUUUGUUAUUUUACGAUUAUUUUGCCUCAGUUUUACUGUGACAUUGGCAUUGCAACAAGUUGCCAAACAUCUAGUGUAAUUUGUCAUCUUGUUUCAUUGAGUUUUUGCAUUGCUUAGGCCUGUUAUGACCCAUAUUUAAACCUCAGAUUCUUGACUUAAGUACCAACUUAAGAUAGGCAAAUGCAAUGAUUGAAAAGACAAUUGAUUCAAACUUUUAAGUGUAUACUUUUGUCAUAGGUAGUCAAAGUUCAGUCUCUGUGUCAGAAUCCAGAAGUGUGAGAAACUGCUUUUGCUCUCUGCCAUAAGCCCACUCCCCAACACCUCCCCUCCUCUAGCCCCCAUACCUCUCUGACAAUAGCAAGGGAGUGUAACAAAGCUCCAUUAACAUGAUUCUUAAAAGUGCACUAUGAUAUUGGAAUUCCAAACAAACCAAAUUGUCUACACUCUAACCAUUGUGGAUUUUAAAUUUAGCUGAAGUUCUCUGCCUAGAUGCAAUCUAUGGGUGAAUAAUCAUGUUAAUUUAUCUUGACAGAAAGAGGGGCUGUUCAUCAGAUACUACUUUCAGUUAUGCCUGAACAUAAUUAGAAUUUUAAGGGGGAAGAGGAAUGCAGGGUAAUGCUGUGAUUUCCCUUUCUAAGAAAUUGUAAUUCUGUAUUAUUAUAAUUCCACUGCUGCUGACAUUUGGCCAGAUUUAUCCACUAUUUAACAUUGGUUUUCUUUGUAGUGUGUCAUUGUUUUUCUGUUGGACAGUGGUAGUGUUAAAACGCCGUACCCUUGAAAUUAUUGCUCACAUUAAGUCUACUGAACAGAGGCAGAGGUGACCCCAUGGAAAAUGAUCAGACGAUAGACAGUGAGAUAAUGAGACCAGACUCAGAGGGAAAAGGCAGAGAUCCUAAGGAAACCCCUGAAGAGAAAAGUUCGAAGGCACAAGAAAUUACAAUUAAUUUUGAACGAAAUGGGACGAUAAAACAUUUUUUAAAAUUACUUUCUUUGCGAUUGGAUAGCCAACAAAACCAACAUUUACAACCAAGAGAAAAUCUGCAGAUGCUGGAAAUCCGAGCAACACACACAAAAUGCUGAGUUCCAGCAUCUUGUGUGUGUUGCAAGGCCAAUAUUUAUUGAUUAUCAUUAAUUGCUCUUAAUUUGCAUAACUUGCUAGGUUAUUUCAGUGGACAUUUAAGAGUCAACCACACUAGAACUGGAGUCAAAUAUAGGACAGACCAGAUAAUGUCCUCCCCUGAAAAAUAUUAAUGAAUGAGAUGAGUUUAAUUUAAGAAAACAAACAAACAUAAAUAAUAAUGUGCAGUAUAACUUAAUAAAGCUUAUGGCCUUUUAAAAAAUAGAUCUUGCAAUUCAAUUGUAUUUCUUACAGGAGAAGUUUUGGACAAUGUGGCAUUCAAAAAGUAUGGCAAAGUCUUAUUUCUGACGGGCUAAUUUAAGUGAAUUGUAUACCUAACUUAAUCACAUCACAGGUAACAACUAAGUUUAAAGACUUGCUUUCACAAAACAUUCUGUUACCCUCAAUUUGCAAAAGAAUUUAUGGUUCCUGUAUCAUAUUUUCUUUCUAAUUUAAACUGAAACAAGCAAAUUAAAUUGUAACAAUGUUUUCAAAGCUACUGAAACAUGAUACAUUGUUAGUGAAGAGCAAUUGGCUUGAAGUAUAAUAUUUCAACGUUCCACUUAAUCUCACUGUGUUUUCACUGAGGAUUAUCUGAUUAUUUUUUGACUCUUGUAAGCCCUAUUGAGUGUGGACAUUAAUACAGUUGUUCAAAUAUUAUCAGUUUACAUUUUCCAAUUUACAGCGUUUUUGAAAUCAUGAAAAUCAAAUUAAUAUUUGGCUGUUUAAGUCCUGAGCAAUUUAGCAAAGUUCAUAUAAAUUGUGAUCACUAGGAGCUAUUAAAUAUAUUUAUUUUAUAAGGUAAAGCAUGAUGUAUGCAUUAUGUAAACUGUGCUAAAGUGACUGCUGUGGUUUAAGAUGAAUAUCUGCAUACAUUAGUAGUAUAUUAGCAAAGUUAGAAUCAUAAUGUCUGUUCAAUAUGAGAAUCUCAGAGUGAACACUGCAUGCUUGUUCUACAAUUUCUGAACAUAUUAAUUAGAUAUGACAGUGAAAAGACUGAGAAUGGAGCUAGAGGUAUCUUAUUACACCAUUCUUAUUAUCCUAUUGGUGUGGAAGCCAAGUCACUAUAUUUAAAGCAGAGGUUCAUAGGUUCUUGAUUAGUCAGGGUGUCAAAGGUUGUGGGGAGAAAGCAGGAGAAUGAGGGUCAAGAAGGAUAAUAAAUUAGCCAUGAUGGAAUGGUAGAGCAGGCUCGAUGGGCCGAAUGGUUGAAUUCUGCUCUGAUGUCUAUGGUCUUAUGGUCUUAUUACAAAGUCUGCUGAAGUUGUUUAAUUGAGGUAAUGUAGAUUUUCGAUAAUAGUUUUAACAUACUCUAAUUUUAAUGAGUUUUAGGAAAAUCAAUCAGAACCAGUGAAAAUGUUUGAUUCUGUGGAACAGAUAAAUGUAGGUUGGCUUAGUGUCAAAGCAGUUGAAAAACUAUGGAUAAGUAUUUUUACAUCAUCUACCUUUUUGCAAUUCUGCAUGAGGAAAUAUGCUGAAGCCAAUUCCUGGUACCAUAUUACAUAAUUUCCUCUAUCACUAUUCAAAAUAUCUUCUAAACAUGAAUUAUGCUGCUUGCCCAAGUUGAGAAACCAGAGAGUGUUGUCUUUACCUUCCCUGAAGGCCUGACUGUCAACAGAUAACUAUCUAGUGUGGCAUGUCACGUUGGAAGUGAAGUCCAUCCAUGAUGUUUUUUGCCAUAGUUGAAAUGCUGAUGGUGUUUAAUAAUUGGCAGUACUGACUGUGCAAUCCCUUUAGGAUGUACUGGUGUUGGGUUUCAAGACCUUUAAAUGUCACUUCAACAUUGACCCUCAUAGUAAUGUGCCCUUUAUAUCUUCAUGCAAGACGGAAUUUGCAAAUGUACGCAUUUUCAGAGCCAUGUGAGCCUUUGCUUUUCUGUGAAUGAGCCAAGCUUUUUACAGUUGUAUGAUUGUUCUAAAUAAAAUUUCUGAUAUUUGUAUGUGAAAUGGUGAUGUUUGCAACCAAAUAGUCCUCCCCCCCGCCAUGAUUAACUAAGACAACAUUCUACAAUGAUUAAAGGAUUUCAUUCCAAAACAUGAUUUUGAAUUCAGUGGGAAAGAGAAAGACCACCGUUUUGCAGAUUUCAGAGAAAGAGUAAAAGGACACACUGUAGUUGUGGAAUUAGAUUUUUGAAGAUUCUCAGAUUCUUGUAAUGAAGAGUCUGACCAACCCUUCCUGACGAAGGGUCUCGGCCCAAAACGUCGACUGUACUUCUUCCUAUAGAUGCUGCCUGGCCUGCUGCGUUCCACCAGCAUUUUGUGUGUGUUGCUUCAGUAAGUGUUUUGUUGUCAUUCUGCCACUAGAGGCCAGUAGUGAAACUCCUAAUAGGGUAAAUAAGAUUUCUUUGCCUAAUUCUCAGCAGUUUUAUCAGACUGGAAAAAAUGGGAACAAUUUGGAAAGCUGUAGUUACUUCUCCCAUUUCUGACUCUGUUCUCCUGCUAGAAUUCUUUUCUCUGGGGCUCUUCCACAAUGAAUUUCCUGUGGGAACCCGCCUGGAAUGUGGGCAUUGGGACACCAGUGUAGAGACUAAGCAAGGUCUGUCCAUUAAAAUUUGGCAUGCAAUAACCUCACCAGCAAUUCUUACAGGGAUCACUGCUAGCUGACCUAAAAUCAGGAAAUCACUUGUUUCUUCCAAAACUUUUGCCCACUGCAGGCUGCCCAUGAACCUUCCUUGGUGAUUGCCUUCCUCCCUUUAACAUGGAGCCUUUGGCUCUGUUGUGCUUUAAGAUGGGUAAAACAUUUCUUCCACUACCAAUCUUCACCAUCAGUGUCCCUCACAACCUGCCUCCCCCACUUCUAUUCAUCCCUACUAUCUCCCAUGGUCCGUGAGCUUUCUCUCACUGGUAGACGGGAACUCACCAGUAUUGUGCUGGCACCUGGUGGAGAAAUUGGCUCAGCCUUUUACCCAGGACUCUGGACAUGUACAUCAAUUUUAAUGCUCACUCCUACCCUAACUAAAGAUGAUGGUGAGUAAGAAAGCCACGUGUUUCCUGUCCUCUGGCUUUCUUAGACCAUAUAUAUAGAAUAAGGUCUGAAAAAUGAAGAAUAUAGGGAAAUAAAGGGAAAGUGAAGUUGAGGUAGAAGAUUAGCCAAGAUGGUGAAAAAGAUUUUAGAAGUCCCAUGGACCGUUCCAACCCUUACUUCCCAUGUUCAAACAAAUACAGACACCAGUAAUCUUUAUCUCCACACUGAAACAGCAGCUGGGAGUGUGCCAGUAACUCUAGGAGCACAUCAUCAUCACUUGACAUCCCAUUAGAGGGAGAAGCCAAGAUUAAGAAGCAUUUAUCGUCAUGAGGCUCCAAGUAUGGGUCAUUCUGCGAAUUUCUAUGUUUUGAGACAUGCUCUUCCCAAGCUGUCUCAC
Messenger RNA from Mobula hypostoma (lesser devil ray), 8327 nucleotides. Its product is annotated as myosin light chain kinase 3-like. The record is from RefSeq and is a predicted model, not a curated record. Bases 391 to 3132 code for a protein of 913 amino acids. Gene Ontology annotation, biological process: intracellular signal transduction; positive regulation of apoptotic process; protein phosphorylation. The transcript is spliced from 13 exons. Gene Ontology annotation, molecular function: ATP binding; myosin light chain kinase activity. Gene Ontology annotation, cellular component: nucleus; cytoplasm. Lineage: Eukaryota; Metazoa; Chordata; Chondrichthyes; Myliobatiformes; Myliobatidae.